AUGCGUCUUCCUCCAAGAUCUCGUACUUACAGACGUCUACUGACCUGGAUCGAGCCUUGUCGAAGUAGUAGAUGCGGGUUUGAGACGAUAUGUCAUCCCUCAAAUUUCUCUCUCUCGCUUUCUCUCUCUCUCUCUCUCUCUCUCUCUAUUAGAAGCCAAAUUGACGUUCUUAAUGUUUCUUAUUACUAUAAGCCUUUCAAUGCUUCGACCGUUCAACGUCAUCCAUCUCUUCAGCGCGGCCGGACGAACCAGAAAGCAAUGCAACUGACAAUUACAUUCUUUCUUUCUUUCUUUCUUUCUUUCUUUCUUUCUUUCUUUCUAUCCAUCUAUCUAUCUAUCUCAACCUUUCUCAACUUUUGUACAUAUCUAUCUAUCUAUCUAUCUAUCUAUCUAUUUCAACAUUUGAAUUCUAUAUAUCUCAACCUUUAUAUCUAUCUCGCUCAAUCUUUGUACAUAUCUAACUCAACUUUUGUACAUAUCUAUCUAUCUAUCUAUCUAUCUAUCUAUCUAUCUAUCUAUCUAUCUAUUUCAACCUUUGAAUUCUAUAUAUCUCAACCUUUGUACAUAUCUAUCUAUCUCAACCUUUUUACAUCUCUCUCUCUCUCUCUCAACAUUUUCAAAGCUUUCUAUCUUUUUUCUUUCUUUAUUUUCCUUAUUUAUUUUCUUCUUAAUUUCUUUCUUUACAUGUCGCUUUUGUUAUUUGUUUCUUUUUUGUUUCAUUCAUUAUUUAUUUCUGUUUUUUUUCUUUCGUUAUUUGUGUCUGUCUUACAUUCCUGUUUUCUUUCAUUAUUUAUUUUUUGUCUUUUUUGUCUUGCUUUCCACUGUUAUUUCUCUACCUGCUUUAUCGUGGCCUUCUCUUACUUUAAUUUUGUUUCUGUCCUCUUUCACUCUUUCUUGUUUUGUUUUCUUCUAGCCUUCCACGUUUACUAUAAAUUUCUUUCUUCUUUCUUUCUUCUUUCUUUCUUUCUUUCUCUACCCACUCCUUCCACGUUUACUAUAAACUUUCUUUAUUCUUUCUUUCUUCUUUCUUUCUUUCUUUCUUUCUCUACCCACUGUUAUUUCUCUACCUGCUUUUUCGUGGCCUUCUCUUACUUUAAUUUUCCUUCCACGUUUACUAUAAACAUACUUUCUUCUUUCUUUCUUCUUUCUUCUUUCUUUCUUCUUUCUUCUUUCUGUCUUUCGUUCUCUACCCACUGUUAUUUCUCUACCUGCUUUUUCGUGGCCUUCUCUUACUUUAAUUUUGUUUCUGUCCUCUUUCACUCUUUCUUUUUUUGUUUUCUUCUAGCCUUCCACGUUUACUAUAAACUUUCUUUCUUCUUUCUUUCUUCUUUCUUUCUUUCGUUCUCUACCCACUGUUAUUUCUCUACCUGCUUUUUCGUGGCAUUCUCUUACUUUAAUUUUGUUUCUGUCCUCUUUCACUCUUUCUUUUUUUGUUUUCUUCUAGCCUUCCACGUUUACUAUAAACUUUCUUUCUUCUUUCUUUCUUUCUUUCUUUCUUUCUCUACCCACUGUUAUUUCUCUACCUGCUUUUUCCCUUCCACGUUUACUAUAAACUUUAAUUUUUCUUUCUUUCUUCUUUCUUUUCUUUCUUUCUUUCUUUUUUGUAUUUCUUCUAGCUUUUUCCCUUCCACGUUUACUAUAAACUUUUAUUUAUUCUUUCUUUCUUCUUUCUUUCUUUUCUUUCUUUCUUUCUUUUCUUUCUUUACCCACUCCUUCCACGUUUACUAUAAACAUACUUUUCUUCUUUCUUUCUUCUUUCUUUCUUUCUUUCUUCUUUCUGUCUUUCCCUUCCACGUUUACUAUAAACUUUCUUUCUUCUUUCUUUCUUUCUUUCUUUCUCUACCCACUCCUUCCACGUUUACUAUAAACUUUCUUUCUUCUUUCUUUCUUCUUUCUUUCUUUCUUUCUUUCUUUCUCUACCCACUCAACUGUGUUUCUUCGAUCUCUGUUUCUGCAUUUCGUUUUUUUCCCGCCUAUUUAGCCCACAGUAAUAACCGACCGAUGCCAAGAAUCAACACCAUUCUUUGCCAUCAUUUCCCUUUACGUGUCAUUACUAAAAGAGACGACAUUUGUCACUCUGUCAAAUGGCUUGUGCUUUAUCGUCUUCUGUCUCUAUCUGCAAGAAUUCCUUAG
Acanthosepion pharaonis is the source of this 2133-nucleotide messenger RNA. NCBI's taxonomy places the organism in Eukaryota, Metazoa, Mollusca, Cephalopoda, Sepiida, Sepiidae. The record is from the annotation of a GenBank genome assembly.